Penicillium pulvis is the source of this 756-nucleotide messenger RNA. Its product is annotated as translin. The transcript is spliced from 8 exons. Gene Ontology annotation, biological process: RNA metabolic process. The coding region runs from base 52 to 756 and encodes 234 amino acids. Gene Ontology annotation, molecular function: RNA binding; single-stranded DNA binding; sequence-specific DNA binding. NCBI's taxonomy places the organism in Eukaryota, Fungi, Ascomycota, Eurotiomycetes, Eurotiales, Aspergillaceae. The record is from RefSeq and is a predicted model, not a curated record. Gene Ontology annotation, cellular component: nucleus; cytoplasm.
CAACACCUUCAACUCUCAUCUCUCCACAUCAGCAUUCACCCUAACGACAAAAUGAUUGACCAACGGAUUUUCGAGGAUCUCCAGACAAAGAUCGACGAGGAGACUACUGUCCGCGACGAAUUACACGAUAUUGUCCAGACACUUGCGCGGAAAGGACGUUCUACACAGGCUAUUCUCUCAAGGGCACACUCUACCCCGACUGAUCAGAUCAAGUCUGUCCUUGAUGAUGCUACUGUGGCAAUCAUUGCUCAGAAGCAAGAUGUUGCCCGCCUGAAGGCUGUGGCUGACAAGCACCCAUUCUACAAGUACAACAACGUCUGGUCGCGGGAGCUGCAGAACCUGGUCUCUUCCAUUGAGCUGUGUGCUUGGCUUGGUGGACUCCAGGAGCACAAGGGUCCUGACUCUACCUCGUUCAUGACUGUUGAGGAUGUCGGAAAGUUUCUGGAGGUCCCUGUUAACCUGAAAGAGCAAGAUGCCUUCCACCUGACCAUCGAGGAGUAUCUCCUGGCGCUGAUUUCCAUGGUCGAAGAACUGUCUCGCCUGGCCGUCAACUCUGUUACCCUAGGUGACUACGAACGGCCCACGCAGAUCUGCAACUUCAUCAAGGAGCUCUUUGCUGGGUUCCAGCUGCUAAAUCUGAAGAAUGACAUCCUUCGUAAGCGAAGCGAUGGAAUUAAGUACAGCGUCAAGAAGGUUGAAGACGUUGUGUACGAUCUCUCGUUGCGCAAUCUCAUUCCCAAGGGUAGCGCUGCAUGA